This is a messenger RNA of Xyrauchen texanus (razorback sucker), 953 nucleotides long. It is a transcript of the gene prorsd1, whose product is annotated as prolyl-tRNA synthetase domain containing 1. Lineage: Eukaryota; Metazoa; Chordata; Actinopteri; Cypriniformes; Catostomidae. Gene Ontology annotation, molecular function: aminoacyl-tRNA deacylase activity. The record is from RefSeq and is a predicted model, not a curated record. The coding region runs from base 76 to 588 and encodes 170 amino acids. The transcript is spliced from 2 exons.
UCGCGCACUAAUACCACGUGUACUGUACGCAUAUUUGUGUGUAUAUUAUUUGUGAGUUUGAGUUUUAAAGGCAUUAUGGCAGCAGUCAAUCUGAGGAAACAAUUAGAUGAUUUUCUCAGGACUCUCAAUAUUGACACGAUCUGUAUCGAUCAUCCGGAGGUGUUUACGGUGGAGGAGAUGAUGCCUCACGUCUCUCAUCUAAGUGGAAUCGUCACCAAAAACCUGUUUCUCAAAGACAAGAAGAAGAAGAGUCUGUGGCUGCUGUCAGCACGUCACGAUCGGCAGCUCAAUCUGGGUGACAUGGCAAAGCGUCUCGGCAUCAGCGCUGGAAACCUGCGCUUCGCAGAGGAGUCGCUGAUGCUGGAGAAACUGAAGGUGGGUCAGGGCUGCGCCACAGCACUCUCACUCUUCUGUGAUCAACAUCAGUGUGUCACGAUGGUGCUGGAUGCUGAUCUGACCACCGGAGGCCACGAUAGGGUUUAUUUCCACCCUAUGACCAACAGUGCUACCAUGGGACUCAAACCCGAAGAUCUGCUCAAGUUUCUGAAGGAGACCAACCACGAACCCAUCAUCCUGAACUUUGAUUAACGCGAUCAAACUGCUCCAGAUAGUACACAAACUUCUCCCAGAUGUCUGUUUAAGAGCGCAAUCUAAUGAACAUUUGAAAAAUAUCUGCUGAAUGCCCUGUUGACAUUUUAAAGGAAUCAUCUUAUAGACAUAUUACAGAGGCGCACACAAUCUAAAACAUACAUCUUCCAGAUGUAAACACAUACAUCAACUAGAUAUCUGUAUGUGUGCUAUAAGGGACUGCUGUUCCAGCCCAAAAACCAGCUCGAUGGCCAGCAAAAACCCUCUGGCUCUUCACAGCAGGGGAUUGGUGUCCAAAUCUGUUCAGUUUUACACUAAUACAUCACUCGUACUGAAACUCCUGUAAAAUAAAUUCAAUGUUUUCA